AUGAUGCUCACGCGAUUCGUUCUGGCCAGCGCCUCGCUGCUGAGCCUUGCCCUUGCGCAGACCAAGAUCGCGUUCACUUCUUUGCCCGCCGCGUUGGAAGCUGGAGAUACCUACAACAUCACGUGGGGCGGUGGAAACGGCGACCCUGUCACCCUGACCCUCCGCAAAGGGAGUGCGAGCGACCUGAAGACAAUCGAGACCAUUGCCGAUGGUGUUACCGGCACCUCGUAUAGCUGGGAGGUUGACGAGGAUCUGGAGGAUGCGGACGACUAUGCACUUCAGAUAACGCAGGGCCAGGGCGAUGUUAACUACAGCGGCCUUUUCACCAUCUCUGGGGGAUCCGGCAGCUCCAGCUCGUCCUCCUCCUCCUCAGCGACAUCGACGUCCAUGGACAACUCGACAUCGACAACAAGCGGAGAAUCCUCGAGCACUACGAAUGGUACCUCAUCCUCAACGUCUACCUCGAACAGCACCGAAAGCUCCACCACUACUGACUCCAGCACAACGGGAUCGACCACUGCCACCACCACGCGCUCACCAAGUUCCGCAUCUGAGACGGGUGCAGCACAAACCAGCGCACCGGAUGCUGGUUCGGGUGCUAUGCAGCUAGGUAGCUCUGCUGCUUUCGCCAUGGCUGUACUGGGAGCUGUCGUGUUGAUGAACUAG
This is a messenger RNA of Cyphellophora europaea CBS 101466, 666 nucleotides long. RefSeq lists its product as uncharacterized. The record is from RefSeq and is a predicted model, not a curated record. The transcript is spliced from 4 exons. The coding region runs from base 1 to 666 and encodes 221 amino acids. Lineage: Eukaryota; Fungi; Ascomycota; Eurotiomycetes; Chaetothyriales; Cyphellophoraceae.